AUGAUGGUGGUCUGGGGUGAACCAGAUUCUGUGGAAUCUACUAUAAAGAAUUCGAGUAUUUCUUGGGAUUCAUGCAUUGAACUUUGUCUAUUAUCACAAGAGUGUAUUAUGGCAUGGCAGUCCACUGGAACAUGUUAUAUCUAUAAUUAUUAUGCAAUUACUUCAGUCUCUCAAACAACUUCAGAAUAUGGAUCAGUUGUUGCAUGGAAAGGAUCAAUAUUCGUGGAUUAUGAUCCAAGUGAUUGGCCAAUGUACAUUGACUAUAACAUUUAUCUCGAUGGAAAUAAAUGGAAAAUGUCUUAUAGUGUGAAUCGCAGUUGUAGCGGUGAAUUCCAAGACAUAAUUACCCAUCAAGACGGCUCGGCAAUGUGUGUCACUAAUUGGUACUCCUCAGAUGAUGGUGACUUCAGUUUCGAUAGAGGCAUUGAACUGUGUCGAGAGAAUACAGCAAUGCUCGCCACUCUUAUCUAUCCAGAAGAUUUUGCAUGGUUUCAAAAUGAUGUGCUAACAAAUUUGAGAUCAAAACUUUUUGAACCGGAUAGUUAUGCAAGAUUUGAUGGAAAAAGGAAAGUUAGCUGCCAAGCCACACCAAGUGCACCAGAAUGCAUUGGUGUAGAGGGAUUUGAUUUCAUCAAUACUCCAGUUCCUACAUUCGAACAUUACAACUGGGUCACCAACUCUUCAGCUCAACAUACUCCAGAUGAUAAUUGUCUUGUGGUCGUUUUUGAAGAGGAUGAGCCACCAAAAGUUGAUGUCAGAGGAUGUUCCGAUACUACAACUCCAUUGAAGUCCCGGUUAGUCUUCUGUUCAAAUGUUGCAUGGACGUUAGACGCCGUGGAUUAUGACUGA
Caenorhabditis remanei is the source of this 849-nucleotide messenger RNA. RefSeq lists its product as uncharacterized. Bases 1 to 849 code for a protein of 282 amino acids. Lineage: Eukaryota; Metazoa; Nematoda; Chromadorea; Rhabditida; Rhabditidae. The record is from RefSeq and is a predicted model, not a curated record. The transcript has 8 exons.